Messenger RNA from [Torrubiella] hemipterigena, 822 nucleotides. Lineage: Eukaryota; Fungi; Ascomycota; Sordariomycetes; Hypocreales; Clavicipitaceae. The record is from the annotation of a GenBank genome assembly.
UUCACAAUGGUUAGCAUGCGCGCCGUCCUCGCUUCUGGCCUUCUUGCCACAGUUGCUGCUCUCCCCGGCGGCAAGCCUGUCGACUUCUCGCAAUGGAAGCCCGCGGGCCCCAACGAUGCUCGUGCGCCUUGCCCUGCGCUCAACUCUCUCGCUAACCACGGGUUCCUUCCUCACAACGGCCGUGGCAUCACCCUUCCCAUGCUCCAGAAGGUUCUCUCUGAUGUCCUCAAUGUCGACAACGACCUUUCCAACCUCUUCUUUGGCGGUGCUGUUGGCAUGGGUCUGAGCAAGGAUCUCUUCACCCUCGACCUUGAUGCUCUUAUCAAGCACAACGCCAUUGAGCACGACGGCUCUCUGUCUCGCCAGGACAACUUUGCCGGCAACAACCACUCCUUCAACCAGACCAUCUUCGAUUCCUGGUUGGCCCAGAUUGGUGACACUGACGUCAUCACUACUGCCCUUGCCGGCAAGGCUAGAAUGUACCGUGUCAAGACCGAGCAGGCUCGCGACCCGGAAUUCAAGUACGGCCAGAAGCAGCAGCUCAUCAGCAACGGUGAGAGCGCGCUCAUCAUGGGUAUCUUUGGUGACAUCUACAAGGGUGACGCCAACAAGAGCUGGGUCAAGGUCUUCUUUGAGCAAGAACGUCUUCCUUACAACGAGGGCUGGCGCAGACCCCAGAACGACCUCAACCUUCUCAACACUGCUGGCAUGAUUGCUCAGAUGCUUAUUGCCAGCGGCGAGACUCUUACCGACGUUGCUACCGUCACCGAGUCGACCGUCCGUGACGCCCUUCUCUGGCUCGUCACCCACUGGAACGAGUAA